AUGCGGAUUAAGAACCUUGACACAGGGGAGGAGUUUGACCUCGAGGAAUAUGACAAUCGGGAACCAUCCGUUAGCGGGCAUCACAAUAACUAUGGCGAAGCGGACCAUAUGGGAGCCUUGGACGAUGACGACGUGCCGGGACAGCUCGUGCGGGGAAUCGGGGCCAAGAAGAAAGCAUGGCUGAAGAGCACAAAAAAACUCAAAACCUGCGGCGUGAGAGACGUGGACAGGGUGCAGCUGUGUACGCAGCGGAGCACGUGCAAGUUGGUUGAAUCAGUUACGGUUGGUGCUGGUUGGUGUGGCUGCGGUGUGGCCGCCUCCACGUGCGUCCUGCAGGGCUCCGCGCUGGCCGGCGGCUUGGAGGGCGUCGUAGGUGACGAUGACGCGCUGUACGGCGGCCGCCGCCGCAGCUCUGACGACGGCAGCGUGGCGUCCACCUCCGCCAGCUCACCCAUCCACGGCGUGCAGAAGAAGCGCUCUCCUGGUGAAGCACUGGACAUGUCAGCACCCGGCAGCAACGGCGGCGGUGACGGAAAGGUCGGCCCAAAGGUCGGCGGCGGUGGGGGCGCAGCCGCCACGACCACGGCCUUUGACACGCUCUCACUGCCCAGAGAUCCAAGCUGUAGUGCAUCGUCGUCCAGGGGGGACGCCGCGAGCCGUCCUUCGUCAACGACGGCAGUGGAUGCGAACCCCGCCGCCGCGGCGGCCGCUGCGCCCCUGGUUACAUCGGUUACGGCUCUGUCAACCAUUGCCUUGGCUGAGGGCGGUGGUCAGCACCAGCGCUCAGAGGACAUGCGGAUACCCCUGCUGGAGGAGGACCAGGCUGGGCCGUCCAGCAGAGCGGUGCCGACAGCCAAGUCCUGGCUCAACCAGCCCGCGCGGGUGGCUGGUGGCAGGCGCUCCGCGGGGCGGCAGCUGCAGCAGGUCCGCAUGAUUCAGGAGCUCCUGGGCCAUGAUGGCCCGGUGUGGGCGGUCAAGUUCAGCGCGGACGCGCGGCUGCUGGCCACUGCGGGGCGCGACGGGGUGCUGCGGGUGUGGAGUGUGUAUUGGUACUCGCCCGGAAGCUGUUGCUUCCACCCGUCGGAUCCGCGGUGCAUCGUCACGGGCUGUGCAGAUGGGAAGAUCCGUGUAUGGAGCGUUCCCGACGCGGCUGUGGUGGCGUACGCCACUGUGCCCCAGGACCUCAUCACGCGGGUGGUCUUCUCUGCGGACGGCAGCCGAGUGGUGGCGGGCACACUGCGCGGCAAGGCACGUCACUACGAGUUCAGCAGUGGCGGCCUGGACUACCUGACGCAGCUGGAUGUGAAGAACCCGCAUGGCUCCGGGCGCAAGGUCACAGGGCUGGUGCAGGUACCGUACACGUACGGCAAUGACCAGUUGUACGUCAUCACGAGCGCGGACAGCCGGAUACGGCUUUACGUGGGUUACACGCAGGUGAAGGAACGCAAGUUCAAGGGCCACCGCCACUCGAACACGCAGAUCGCCGCAUCGCUGUCCCCCAGCUGUCAGCACCUCAUCUGCGGUUCAGACGACGGCUGGGUGUACGUCUGGGAGACAGGGCUGCCACCACCACCGCCACCGCUGCCGGGACCGACCAUGGUGGGCGCCCUCAGCGGGCCCACUGCGACAGCUACGGGCGGUACGGCGACCGGUGCCACCACAAGCUUGGGCUCAGCCGGGCUUGUUGCUGGCCGCGGCCGAGCUGGGUUCGGAGCUGGGCCAGGGCCCGGCGGCAAGGAUGUUGCAGCCGCAGUGCGAGGAGCUGGCAAGGUCAAGGAGGGCGUCUAUGAGGCCUUCCAGACGCCGGAGCAGACCACGACGGUGGCUCUCUUGGCACCCAACGUGUGCAGGCUCGGUCGAGGGCUUGAACGACUUGGGCGGGGGCCGGCAGCGGCAACAGGCGGCGGGCCGGCAUCACUGUUGAACAGCUCUGUGGCGCAGCUGCCGCUGCUCGGCGCGUUGUUUGUAGUUGUUGGCUUUAGUGGCAAAAUUUACGUGUAUGAGAAUCUGCCAAUGCAAGGGAUGAUGUAG
Molecule: messenger RNA, 2031 nt
Organism: Volvox carteri f. nagariensis
Lineage: Eukaryota; Viridiplantae; Chlorophyta; Chlorophyceae; Chlamydomonadales; Volvocaceae
Exons: 12
Coding region: 1-2031 (676 amino acids)
Molecular function (GO): protein binding
Source: RefSeq, a predicted model, not a curated record